GUUUAGAUUUGCUAUCAGUUGGCGAUUUAUUCAAGCAGUUUAUUGUCAGAAAUUUUUGUUUCGCGCAAUGGUUAUCGAAGAUUGGAAAAAUUGCUGUAUUUCGAAAAAGUUUCCGUCUUAUCGAAAUUCGAGAGUAAUUACAGCGUUCGGCUGGCUCGUGAGCAAACGCGAAGAUGACGAAGCUGAAGGCCUUUGGCGUAUCCGUGACACUUUAUACGAUUUUACGAAUUUCAUUGAUAAACAUCCGGGCGGCUCAUUUUGGCUUAAGGAGACAAAAGGCACGGAUAUUACCGAACUUUUUGAAGCUCAUCAUUUAAGCAAUAUGCCGGCCUCUCUCAUUGAAAGUUAUAAGGUCCGUGAUGCGAUCAAUGAGAGAAUUUAUACGCUUACAAUGCAUGAGAAUGGUUUUUAUAAAACAUUAAAAAGACGAGUGCGCGACAAAUUGCCAACAAUUGAUGUGAAAAGAAAAAGCAACAGCGAUAAUAUACAUUUGGCACUUCUAUUAUCGACAUUUUUAACCGUCGUGUUUACCGCAAGAUGGAAUAGCUUGCUUUUAUUGGUCUUGGCCGGCACUUUACUUUGCUGGACUGUAAUAGCAGCUCAUAAUUAUUUCCAUCGUCGUGACAAUUGGCGCAUGUACACCUUUAACUUGGCUAUGCUGAAUGUUUGCGGUUGGCGUAUAUCGCACGCCAUGUCACAUCACAUGUAUCCGAACUCCUAUUGGGACUUGGAGUUGUCUAUGUUUGAACCAUUCCUAUGCUGGAUACCCAAUGAACAUGUGAAAACUCUGACGUUACGUUACAUAUCUUUUCUCAUAGAACCCUUAGUUUAUGCAAUGACGUUUUUAUUAGAUAUUCUAACCAGAAUUUUCUACUCAAUACGAUGCACCAACAUCAUGUACUGGCAUGAUUUACUAACUUUUACUAUACCUUUGUCGAUGUAUUUGUGCUCAGACUUAACAUUAUUUAUGUGUUUACGUCAAUGGCUAUUCAUUAUAAUGGUGGCUAGUUUCGCCUUUUGCGUUAUUGGUCUGAACGCUGCUCACCAUGAUCCGAAAAUAUACCACGAAGGCGAUGCAAUUCGUGAUGAUCGAGAUUGGGGCUUAUUUCAGGUCGACACUAUUAUCGAUCGUGUCGAUUUGAAAAGCUCUCAAUUCUUAGUGCUGACGCAUUUCGGGGAUCAUUGCUUACAUCAUUUAUUUCCUACACUAGAUCACGGCAUUUUACCGGAAUUAUAUCCCAUCUUUUAUGAAACUUUAGAUGAAUUCAAAGCUCAACUACGGGAAUAUAAUCACUUUCAACAUAUUCUUGGGCAACACCGUCAAUUAUUAAGAGUGAAAUCGAAUUUAAAGCCACCAGGGUUAAUGUGA
Messenger RNA from Glossina fuscipes, 1369 nucleotides. RefSeq names its product cytochrome b5-related protein. NCBI's taxonomy places the organism in Eukaryota, Metazoa, Arthropoda, Insecta, Diptera, Glossinidae. The transcript is spliced from 4 exons. Gene Ontology annotation, biological process: lipid metabolic process. Gene Ontology annotation, cellular component: mitochondrion. Gene Ontology annotation, molecular function: heme binding. Bases 68 to 1369 code for a protein of 433 amino acids. The record is from RefSeq and is a predicted model, not a curated record.